Messenger RNA from Pipistrellus kuhlii (Kuhl's pipistrelle), 435 nucleotides. RefSeq names its product DNA-directed RNA polymerase III subunit RPC10-like. Lineage: Eukaryota; Metazoa; Chordata; Mammalia; Chiroptera; Vespertilionidae. Gene Ontology annotation, biological process: termination of RNA polymerase III transcription; DNA-templated transcription. Gene Ontology annotation, molecular function: zinc ion binding; DNA-directed RNA polymerase activity; nucleic acid binding. The record is from RefSeq and is a predicted model, not a curated record. The transcript has a single exon. Bases 1 to 324 code for a protein of 107 amino acids. Gene Ontology annotation, cellular component: RNA polymerase III complex.
AUGCUGCUCUUUUGCCAGGGCUGUGGGAAUGGGCUCAUUGUGGAGGGACAGCACUGCUGCUGUUUUGCCUGCAACACUUGCCACAACCUGCACAGCAUCCCUGGUGAAGUAACAAACGGGAAGUAUCCAAAGCUGGAAGAAGUGGAUGACUUGCUAGGUGGAGCAGCUGCCAGGGAGAACGUGGACUCUACUGCGGAGCCAUGUCCCAGAUGUGAACAUCCUCAUGCCUUCUGCAUGCAGCUUCAGACCUGCGCUGCAGACCAGCCAAUGACUACCUUCUAUGAGUGCUGCAAUGCGCGGUGUGGGCACUGCUGGAGGGACUAGAGCAAACUGGUCCAGCUGUGUGGCGUCUGUUUACCUUAUUCCCCAGAGUGGAUUUCCAGCGGGAGCCAGGUCUUGUGUCCUGAGGGUCUCUGCUGGCGUUGGUGGAAACAA